AUGAAGCAAAUUGAAGAUGAAGCAGAAGAGGACUCGGACUCAAACGAUCCUGAUACCCAUCCAGACUUUAUCGACGAUGCUGAUUCCGACGAAGAGGAAGACAGUGAUGACAAAUCUGAUAACUCGGAUGAAGAGAAUGACAGUGAUGACGAAUCCGAUAAUUCAGAUGAGUCUGACGAUUUCAUCGCAGAAGAAACUUUGAUUGUCAUUCCUUCCAUCACUAUGUCCAACGAUAGUACUUCUUCUCGAAAUGAACUCCAGUCGAAGCAUGAAGUAGAAGCGUCCAUCUCAGAUAACCAGAAAAAUCAUUCUUCUCAUAAUUCGAGGCCCAAGCGGGCCGUUAGAGCUCCUGCACGGUACAAGUCGGCUCAUGCUGAGGCUGGAUCAUCUGAGGAGAUGCUCGCUUUGGAGUCGGCCAGGGUUGAGAAGGCGGUACAGGAGUUGAAGACGAAAACCAAGAGUUUUCAGAAGAAACUUAACUUAGGUUGCUUACAGAGAUUACCCAUUGCUGGACGGUUUGCUUUGAGUGAGCAUUUAUAA
Molecule: messenger RNA, 540 nt
Organism: Papaver somniferum (opium poppy)
Lineage: Eukaryota; Viridiplantae; Streptophyta; Magnoliopsida; Ranunculales; Papaveraceae
Product: secreted acidic protein 2-like
Exons: 4
Coding region: 1-540 (179 amino acids)
Source: RefSeq, a predicted model, not a curated record